This is a messenger RNA of Penicillium maclennaniae, 2520 nucleotides long. RefSeq lists its product as uncharacterized. The record is from RefSeq and is a predicted model, not a curated record. Gene Ontology annotation, biological process: phosphatidic acid biosynthetic process; cell motility; intracellular signal transduction. Gene Ontology annotation, molecular function: D-type glycerophospholipase activity. NCBI's taxonomy places the organism in Eukaryota, Fungi, Ascomycota, Eurotiomycetes, Eurotiales, Aspergillaceae. The transcript is spliced from 8 exons. The coding region runs from base 1 to 2520 and encodes 839 amino acids.
AUGCAUAAGUUCAAGGAUAAGUACGAACAUGAAAUCGAUCAUCUGGAGGAGUCGUUUCAAGGAGCCCACCUCCACGAUGCGAAGGCACAAGCCACCAACUUGAAACACAGGGUCGGCAAAAUUUUCAACAUUGUCAACCCCAAUCACCGUCACGACGAGGCACACGAGCAGGCGACAGAUAAUAAGCGCUCGGAGAUUACCGAGUCGCAUCGGUUCAAGUCCUUUGCGCCAAUUUGUGAGGGCAACCGUGUCAAGUGGUAUGUUGAUGCGCGGGACUACCUCUGGGCAGUCUCUGAGGCACUCGAGAAGGCAACCGAGACCAUCUACAUCGCCGACUGGUGGCUCUCUCCGGAGUUGUUUCUGCGUCGGCCACCAUUUCAACAUCGGGAAUGGCGACUGGACCAGAUUUUGAAGCGUCGUGCCGAGGCGGGUGUCAAGAUCUAUGUCAUUGUCUACAAGGAGGUUCAUCAAGCUCUGACUUGCAACUCUGCGCACACCAAACAUGCCCUCCAGAGUCUUUGUCCUCAAGGCACGCCUGGCCAUGGCAACAUCCGAGUGCUGCGUCAUCCAGAUCACAAUGUUUUUGAGAACGCAGCUGACAUGACGCUCUACUGGGCACACCACGAGAAACUCAUUGUGAUCGACUAUGCCCUAGCUUUUAUCGGGGGAAUCGAUCUUUGCUUCGGCCGAUGGGAUGCGAACCAGCACCCUCUAGCCGACGUACACCCGAGCGGCUUGCGCGACCACAUCUUCCCGGGCCAAGACUUCAACAACAACCGCAUCAUGGACUUCCAGAGCGUCGACGACUGGCAGAGCAAUGAGCUGAGCAAGGCCGAGUACGGGCGAAUGCCAUGGCACGACGUCGCAAUGGGCUUGAUCGGCGAUUGUGUCUACGAUAUCGCAGAGCACUUUGUCCUUCGCUGGAACUUUGUCAAGCGGGAUAAGUACAAGCGGACUUGUGAUGUGGAUUGGUUGUUGAUGGAAGGUCGUAUGGACGAAAAUGAGGAUAUCAUCGCGGUCCAGCGUCCCAAAUAUCCUUGUGGCGAGUAUAUCCAGCAUCCUCUGACGCCGUUGUCGAAUAAACCCCGUGGACAGCAGGGCUCUGUGCGUGCGCAGAUUGUGCGAAGCAGUGAUGACUGGAGCAGUGGUAUUCUGAACGAGCACAGUAUUCAGAAUGCGUACUGCGAGACUAUCCGCAAUGCUCAGCAUUUCGUCUACAUUGAAAACCAAUUUUUCAUUACUGCCACCGGUGACCAGCAGCGUCCCAUCUUCAACACCCUCGGUCGUGCUAUCGUCGAUGCCUGCGUUCGUGCAGGCAAGGAGGGUCGUAGGUUCCGUGUCAUCAUCGUCAUUUCCGCUAUCCCCGGCUUUGCCGGUGACCUGCGCGACUCCGCAGCAGCUGGCACCAGGGCUAUUAUGGACUAUCAAUACAAGUCGAUCUGCCGCGGCGACCACUCCAUCAUGGGUCAAAUCAAGAAGGCCGGCGUAGAUCCCACACAACAAAUCUUUGUGUUCGCUUUGCGCGCCUACGACCGAAUUAACAGGACUCCAGCCCUCGAAGAACUCGAGAAAAUGGCCGGUGUGAACUACCAGGAUAUUCAGCGUGGUAUCGCCGAGUCCAUCAUGAGUGAGAGUGUGCAUCCGGCGAUUGGUAAAGAAGGCGACGAAAAUGAGAAGAGUUACGAAGCCGACUCGGCUCAAAAGCAAGAGAACCUGCGCAAAUUCAAGAAGUUCGAGGAGCAGGUUAAACAGCUCAAGGCGGACGAGGGCAAGGCUAGCCGGGACUCGGUGGCACACACCAAUAUGCUGAAUGGGAACAAGAUGUCUGACGAGGUCUGGGAGGGCGAUGCCGAGGCUGAGAAGGCCAACAUCGUUCAGGAAGAAUUGUAUGUACAUGGUAAGAUGUGCAUUGUCGAUGACCGCACUGUCAUCUGCGGCAGUGCCAAUAUCAAUGAUCGGUCCCAACUCGGCUCCCACGAUAGCGAAUUGGCUAUCGUUAUGGAAGACCAAGACUUCAUCGACAGCCAGAUGAACGGCCAACCCUACCUCGCCGCCCGUCUAGCCGCAACCCUGCGCCGGCAGCUCUGGCGUGAACAUCUGGGUCUUCUUCCCGCACAGAACUACGAUGCCUCGAACGCCCCGAACUCACGCGCCCCAGAUGUCUGCCUCAAUGAGAUCCUGGAGGGAGCCGAGAAUGACUUUGUCACCGACCCGUUGAGCGAUGCGGUCUGGAAGACCUGGACGGAGCAGGCUAGCGUCAACACGGAGACGUAUCGGAUGCUGUUCCGCGCGGAUCCGGACAACAAUAUCAAGGCCUUUGAGGAUUAUGACAAUUUCCGUCCGCGUCGGUCCAAACAGGGUCAUUUGUUUGAUCCGUAUCAGUCGGCGGCGGAUGUGCGGCAGAUGUUGGAUCGUAUCAAGGGCCACCUGGUGUGGUUACCGCUGGAUUUCUUGUGCAAUGCGGAGAUGACUGAACCGGGGCUCGCUGUGAAUCAGAUUACUAAGAGCAUCUACACCUAG